Molecule: messenger RNA, 1881 nt
Organism: Dacryopinax primogenitus
Lineage: Eukaryota; Fungi; Basidiomycota; Dacrymycetes; Dacrymycetales; Dacrymycetaceae
Product: WD40 repeat-like protein
Exons: 9
Coding region: 1-1881 (626 amino acids)
Biological process (GO): negative regulation of transcription by RNA polymerase II
Cellular component (GO): transcription repressor complex; nucleus
Molecular function (GO): protein binding
Source: RefSeq, a predicted model, not a curated record
AUGACCCCUUUCGCGGCUGGGAGGAGCGAUUCAACGAGGAUAUUGAAGGAUUUGGCUCCUGUCAUUAUGACCCCCCGAAUGAUCAAAGGUGUUGCGUCCGCCUCUUCCACAAUCUCUUCCCGGCACUUGGCACCCCGUGCCUCCGACUUUGCAGCCCUCGGUCGUGCACCACUGCGUCUCACUCUCCACCCACGGAGGAUCACCAGCGCCGACAUGCAGAUCCUGGAAGCAACUCCCGAGCUUUUGCACGCCGAUGUUCCCGAACCCCGAGGUGUUGAGAAGGAUGUGAGCUUGCUCAGGGGAUUUCAGGCGACGAUCCCGAGCAGCGAGAGAGGGAAGGUGAGACGGAGGAAGGUGAGAAUGAGUGAGGGUAGAGUGGGGCUCGCUGGGCGAGGUGCAGGGGAGAGGGGGCUUUUGACGGAAGAGAAUGAUGAAGGCGAACGACCGAGGGGUACACCUAGGAAAGGGAGAAAUCAAAGAAGGAAAGAGAGGGAGGCGGGGAGGGUGCUCAGUAGAGAGGAGCUGAGCACCCAGGUGGGGGAGAUCAGGAUCGAUAAAGAGAACCUGCAUGUUCGACGAGCGCUGGUCAACGCGGAUAUAGACGAGAUCACGCAGAAGAUCGCUGCGCUCGAUGCGAUACGCGAGCAGCUGCAUCAGGAUCUUCUCAGGAUGCAAGAGGAAGAACUAGAAUUAGACGACGAGCUGACUGGGGUACAGGAACAGCUUGCAGAGGCGGACAGUCGGAAGCCGGAGGUGCCGAGUGCCGCUGCAAGACGAAAGAAAGGCCCUGCUUUCUUACCUUCAGAUCAUGACGACCUUCCCCCAGGCGUCGCAUUUAUGACACUGUCCCACAGCUCUCCCAUAACAAGCCUAGACUUUUCAGAGCCGUACGGCACGCUGGUCAGCGCGGAUCGUUCAGGGAGCGUGCGCGUCUGGGACCUACUUGAGGGCGAAGAAAUCGGCCGACUACGGGGCCACGCAGGGUGUGUAAAAGCCCUGCAGGUCGAGGGUGACGUGUGUAUUUCAGGCGGAGAAGAUGGGGCAAUAAGAGUGUGGAGCUUGGGGAGGGUGGAGGAAGCCGAGGCGGCUCUGGAGGAACGAACUGAGAAACUGAAUGGGCAUGCUGAGCCCGCUGCUUCGGAGACUGGAGAGCAAACGGAGCAGACUGGGCCGCUCUUGCAUGUUCUUGAGGGCCAUUCAAAGGCGGUCACGGCACUGUAUUUUGAGGACACGAGCUUGGUGACUGGCGCCUCGGACAAGACCCUUCGUCAAUGGGACCUUACGACCGGCCAGUGUAUCCUCACGAUGGAUAUUCUCUGGGCGAUCUCCCAUCCCCCCGUAAGCCCAACCAUCGAUGGCCUCUCGCCGUCAGGCUUGCUCGCUGCUGCCUCGGGCUCCUUCUCCUGGCCCAUCCCGUCAACAGGGGAGAUGUGGACGGACUACGUCGGGGGCGUCCAGGCUUGGGGAUACGCGCUCGUGAGCGGGAGCGGGGACGGCGCGGUCAGGUUGUGGGAUAUGAGGACUGGCCAGCCGCAUAGGACUCUGCUGGGUCAUACCGCGCCAGUUACUUGUGUGCAGUUCGACGAGCUGAAUAUCCUCAGCGGAGGAUUGGACAAAACAGUGCGGAUAUGGGACCUCAGAAUGGGAAAUACGGUGGAUAUUAUCUCGUUCGACGGGCCUGUCACUAGCCUGCAGUUCGAUUCGCGCAAAGUCGUAGCCUGCGCAGGCGAAAAUGGGGUCAAGAUCUGGAACCGCACGAGUCGGCAGAUGUCCACCCUCAGCAUCAACGGGCAUACCCUGCCCGCAACAAAGAUCCGGUAUAUAGACCGAUACAUGGUCUCGGGUGGAGCGGACGGGGUGGUGAAGACGUGGGCGUUAUAG